Molecule: messenger RNA, 2322 nt
Organism: Nothoprocta perdicaria
Lineage: Eukaryota; Metazoa; Chordata; Aves; Tinamiformes; Tinamidae
Gene: PIP5K1A
Product: phosphatidylinositol-4-phosphate 5-kinase type 1 alpha
Exons: 16
Coding region: 1-1791 (596 amino acids)
Biological process (GO): phosphatidylinositol metabolic process
Molecular function (GO): phosphatidylinositol kinase activity
Source: RefSeq, a predicted model, not a curated record
AUGGACGAUUUUGCUGCUAUAAGAGGAGCUGGGCAGAAAUCGAGCAGAAAUCGGUGCUUUUUGGAGAGUUUAACGCCUUCAAAGCCAAAUGCCAAGCGCUUGGGUUCUUCGGCUUUCAAAAAGUCGCUCACCUCGGAGUUGCCAGGUUCUUCCGGACAGCCGGGCUCCCAGACCAUAAAGAAGGGGCACAGAGGAGUGGAUUCCACGGGGGAGACCACCUACAAGAAGACAACCUCAUCGGCCUUGAAAGGUGCCAUUCAGCUGGGCAUCACCCACACCGUGGGCAGCUUGAGCACCAAGCCUGAGAGAGACGUUCUCAUGCAGGAUUUCUACGUAGUAGAAAGUAUUUUCUUCCCAAGCGAAGGCAGUAACCUGACGCCAGCUCAUCACUACAACGACUUCCGUUUCAAGACCUACGCGCCGGUGGCGUUUCGCUAUUUUCGGGAGCUGUUUGGGAUCCGGCCGGAUGACUAUCUGUACUCGCUCUGCAACGAUCCCCUCAUUGAACUCUCCAACUCUGGCGCCAGCGGGUCCCUCUUCUACGUGUCCAGCGAUGACGAGUUCAUCAUCAAAACAGUUCAGCACAAGGAGGCUGAGUUCCUGCAGAAGCUGCUACCUGGCUACUACAUGAACUUGAACCAGAACCCCAGGACGCUGCUGCCCAAGUUCUACGGCCUGUACUGYGUCCAGGCCGGGGGCAAGAACAUCCGCAUCGUCGUGAUGAACAACCUGCUGCCCCGCUCGGUGAAGAUGCACCUCAAAUACGACCUGAAGGGCUCCACCUACAAGCGCCGAGCGUCCCAGAAGGAGCGGGAGAAGGUCUUCCCCACCUACAAGGACCUGGAUUUCAUGCAGGACAUCCCCGACGGCCUGUUCUUAGACUCCGACAUGUACAGCGCUUUGUGCAAAACGUUACAGAGGGACUGCUUGGUCCUGCAGAGCUUCAAAAUCAUGGAUUACAGCUUGCUCGUGGCCAUCCACAACAUGGACCAGGCGCAGAGGGAGCACGCGCUGGCCGACGGGACGUCCCAGACGGACACGCGCCGCCCGGCCGCCCAGAAGGCCCUCUAUUCCACGGCCAUGGAAUCCAUCCAAGGAGAAGCUCGGCGAGGUGGCACCAUAGAAACGGACGACCAAAUGGGAGGUAUUCCGGCCCGCAACGCCAAAGGGGAGAGGCUGCUCCUCUACAUCGGCAUCAUUGACGUGUUGCAGUCAUAUAGAUUUAUCAAGAAGUUGGAGCACUCCUGGAAAGCCCUUGUGCAUGAUGGAGACACUGUGUCCGUGCACAGGCCCAGCUUCUAUGCUGAGCGKUUCCAGCGGUUCAUGUGCAACACGGCGUUCAAGAAAAUACCACUGAAGCCUUCUCCCUCCAAGAAGAGCCGGUCGGGCACGGCGGUGCCGCGGCGGAGCUGCCAAGGAGGAGCGCUCUCCCUGUCCCACGUGUCCUAUGACACGAAAGCACAAGUCACAACGGAGGUGGAUGUGGAGCAAGGUUCCCACCUCGGUCGUCCAGAUCUCCUGCCCAGGACACUGCCAGUGGAUGAAGCCAACAGUGAUUCCGUCGCGACCACCCUGUCCACCUCUUCCUUGGGCAGCGGAGGCCUCAACUCGCCCGCCAACAGGUCAGUGGGCGUCCAAGUGCAUAAAGCUGACAGCUCAGCAAAGGAUUUGCCUAGAACAGCUCCUGGCCUCGUCUUGCCUAGCGGAUCCCCGGGACCUUCCAUCCCAGAGCGCUCCUCAGAACUGAGGGAACAGCUGGAAGACCUGCAGGAAACGGAGAUAAGCUUUUGAAGUGACACCGAGACGGUCGGGAUGGAAGCAGCUUGUUCCRCGCUCCGCGGGGUCUGCGGAGCCUGACAAACACUCAGCCCCCGUUGCUGAUUUAUUUUAUUUUAUUAGCAAUCUUUACCCUGGACAGAAGCCCGGAAGGCUGGGCUCCGCUUAGUGGGAUGGUGUUAACAAAGACGGAGUCUUGAACGCCUGGAAAAUCUCCUUACGGCAGAACCCGCGAGGUGGGACCGCAUCCGGGCUGUCCUCCUUUCUCUAAAGCCUGGUGGGAGCAAAGCAGGCRGCCGAGAGGAGGAGGAAGGUUCUCCAGGAAUGGGAGCGAUCGGAUUUUCUGGGAUUUUAUCCGCUCGCGAUGCCAGCAUCGCAAACCUGGCCGGAACAGGCAACUCUCCGGAGACCUGGGAGGGGAAAAAGGGCAUUAAAGCCUUGUUGGGGCAGUUUGCGACAGAGCAACGUGGGUUUCAUUUUGUAUUUUGAAACACGUUUUUAAUUUAAAUGUGCGCUUGAAUUUGGUUAUAUCAACUUUAUAGUCCU